GACACAGCUGUGCAUGAUGGGAGACAGGAAGCGGAGGAGACGAUCCAUCCAUCAUCCCACCUCUGUUUUUUCUCCUCCUCUGUCUGUGUCUGUUCAGGCCGGGUCGAGCACAGCGAGCGGCAACAUCCCGGUGGUUCUGCACGAGGUGUGGAAGAGCCGAGGCCUCACUGGCCUGUUUGCAGGUAGCAUACCGAGGAUAACCUUCAUCAGCGCGGGGGGUUUCAUCUUCCUGGGAGCUUACGAGAAGGUCCGCCGCACUCUGCUAUAGAAGCCCCGCCCUCUGGGUCCGUGGUGGAAGAGCGUCGGGAUGAACACCUCCAGGGGGCAGCACCUCCGUCCAGUGAAGGCAGGGCCGUGCCUCCAAGAAACAAGAGAACAGCUACGAGGGAAGCAGACUGAACUCGACAAACGCCGGUGUCUCUUCUUUAGCUGCCGUAGACGAGCUGUGAAGGAUUUUUGCUGCGGUGCAGAACUUUGGAUUAUUUCUGUUCUUCUUCUGCCUUUGUUUGGUCUUCUUUAACAGAAAUGCUGUGGUCUUUAUUCACAGACUCAUCUGGGGGUGGGUGUCCAUUACGGGUCAAUUUAGAGUAUGUCAUUUGCAUAUUCCCCUAAUCUGUAUGUUUUUGGACUGCGGGAAGGAGGAAAACCCCACACACACACGGGGACAACAUGCAAACUCCAUGUUAUUAUUAUCAUCAUCAUUAUUGAUCAUGACAAAAAUAAGAGUUACCAUUUAUCACUGAAGCAACCUUUUUAACACGCCCAACAAAAACAACAAUAAAAUAUGAAUCAUGAUAAACAGGCAAA
Messenger RNA from Solea senegalensis (Senegalese sole), 807 nucleotides. RefSeq names its product solute carrier family 25 member 26 (gene slc25a26). NCBI's taxonomy places the organism in Eukaryota, Metazoa, Chordata, Actinopteri, Pleuronectiformes, Soleidae. The record is from RefSeq and is a predicted model, not a curated record. The transcript has 2 exons. Bases 14 to 268 code for a protein of 84 amino acids.